Messenger RNA from Schizosaccharomyces osmophilus, 1545 nucleotides. It is a transcript of the gene pob3, whose product is annotated as histone H2A-H2B chaperone, FACT complex subunit Pob3. The coding region runs from base 1 to 1545 and encodes 514 amino acids. Gene Ontology annotation, cellular component: FACT complex; nucleus. Gene Ontology annotation, molecular function: histone binding; DNA binding; nucleosome binding. Lineage: Eukaryota; Fungi; Ascomycota; Schizosaccharomycetes; Schizosaccharomycetales; Schizosaccharomycetaceae. The transcript has 2 exons. The record is from RefSeq and is a predicted model, not a curated record.
AUGGCAGCUAAAACUGUUCAAUACGAUAAUAUUUAUUUAAAUCUAAGUUCACAGCCAGGAAAACUUCGAAUCGCUCCAAGCGGAUUAGGCUGGAAGUCAAGUGCUCUUAAUGAACCAUUCACUUUACCUUUAAGUGAAAUUCGGAGAUUUUGCUGGAGUCAUUUUGCUAGAGGCUAUGAAUUGAAAAUUAUUUUAAAGAAUCGAUCACCUGUCAGUUUGGAUGGGUUUGCUCAAGAGGACUUUGAUGGCUUGGCUAAUUUUAUAAAACAAAAUUAUGACAUGGGGAUUGAACAGAAAGAAUUUUCUAUUAAAGGAUGGAAUUGGGGAGAUUCCGAAUUUCUUGGAUCAGAGCUCGUCUUCAAUGUGAACUCUCGUCCGGCGUUUGAAAUUCCCAUAAGCUCGGUCAACAAUAGUAACCUUUCAGGAAAAAAUGAGGUAGCAUUAGAAUUUUCGAAUGUAAAGGAUUCCCCUGUACCUUCUGCUCAAGCGGACGAACUGGUGGAAAUGCGUCUCUACAUUCCCGGAACUACAUCCAAGGAAGAUGCUGCCGAAGGCGAAGAUACUGAGCAGAAUGCUGCCAAUCUCUUUUACGAAUCGAUUAAGGAGCGUGCAGACAUUGGACAAGCCGCGGGUGAUGCCAUUGUUUCUUUAUCUGAGAUUCUUUUAUUGACUCCUCGUGGUCGCUAUGAUAUUGAUAUGUACGAAACCUCCAUGCGUCUUCGUGGUAAGACUUAUGAUUAUAAAGUGGAAUACAGUUCUAUUAAUCGUCUCUUCUUACUUCCAAAACCCGACGAACAACAUGUUGCUUUUGUAAUUGGCUUAGAUCCUCCAUUACGCCAAGGUCAAACCCGCUAUCCAUUCCUUGUAACCCAGUUCAUUCGAGAUGAAGACAUGGAAGUUGAUCUCAACAUGGAAGAGGGUUUACUACGCGAAAAAUAUGCAGAUAAGUUGAAAACAAGCUAUGAUCAGGCAGCAUAUGAGGUCGUAAGUCAAAUUUUCCAAGGCUUGACGAAUAGAAAGGUAAUCACGCCCUCAAAUUAUAUGAGCCACCAUGGCCAUGCUGCUGUGAAGUGUUCUUUUAAAGCCAACGAGGGUCAAUUAUACAUUCUUGAUAAGUAUUUACUCUUUAUUCCCAAGCCUACUAUCCUUAUUACCGUUGCUGAUUUGGCGCGUGUCACUUUGUCUCGUGUAGGCAUGUCGGUUUCAGCUUCCCGUACUUUUGAUUUAACAUUUUCUUUGCGUUCCGGAACUUCCUAUCAAUUUUCCAAUAUUAACAGAGAAGAACAAAAUGCCAUCGUACGCUACUUAGAGUCUAAACAUGUUAAAAUUCACAAUGACUUGGCUGACGAGGCUCAACAAUCUCUUCUUAAUGCUGCACUUGCAGACGAUGAUGAGGAAGAAGGUGAUGGAGCAAUGGGUGAAAUUAUGUCUGAAGAUGAAGAUUUCCGUGCUGGAAGUGAAAGUGAUGUCGCUGAAGAAUACGAUGAAGAAGUUGGCUCAUCCUCGGGCAAUGAUGAUGAUGAAGUUGGUUCUGGCGAGGAAUAA